Messenger RNA from Scheffersomyces coipomensis, 1159 nucleotides. RefSeq lists its product as uncharacterized. Gene Ontology annotation, molecular function: O-methyltransferase activity. NCBI's taxonomy places the organism in Eukaryota, Fungi, Ascomycota, Pichiomycetes, Serinales, Debaryomycetaceae. The transcript has a single exon. The record is from RefSeq and is a predicted model, not a curated record. Bases 295 to 1044 code for a protein of 249 amino acids.
GAAACCUAACCAGAAAAUGGUUUCCCCCCUACGCCCUCUCUCCCCGUACUUUUUUUUUGGUGAGUGAUUGAUUGUGCGAUUGUGGUAAAGAAUUGGUCUCCCCAUUUCAUUGCCUGGCUUCAACAAUCACUAUAUAUAUAUAUACUCUGGUAGAUCCCCUCCCCCUGAUUUUCCUUCUACAAAUAUUUUAUAAUUAUCCAAAGCAAUCUAUUUCUGUUAAGAUUAUUUCAAUUGAUAUUUGUGUGUUUGUUAUACCAUUCAAUCUCAUAUACUUAAACAACAACGUCAUUAAUUAUGGUCGGAAAAGAACAAGCCUUGCUUAACUAUUUACUUGCUUUACCUAAACUUGAAUCCAUCAGAGGUAAUGCUCCCAAACUCUUGAAAGUAAUUGAUGAAUAUGUUGAAAAACAUCAUUAUAUGAAUGUGGGUCCACUCAAAGGUGAAGUCAUCAUUAAUGAAAUUAGAAAAGUCAAACCAAAGACCAUGAUUGAAUUAGGAGGUUAUUUCGGAUAUUCCGCCGUAUUAUUUGCCAAUGAAUUACCACCUGAUGAUAAUACUGCCAAGUAUUAUAGUUUUGAAUUAAAUCCUGAAUUCGCCAAUAUUGCAAGACAGGUGGUUGAUAUUGCCGGUUUACUGGAUAAAGUGGAAAUCAUUGUUGGUCCUGCUGCAAAGUCAUUAGUUGAAUUUGAAUCUAAAUUAAGCAGUGGAAAGGGAUAUAAAUCAGUUGAUUUUGUGUUUAUUGAUCAUUGGAAAGAUAAAUAUGUUCCUGAUUUAAGAGUAUUAGAAAGUUUGAAUUUACUUGCUCCAGGAACUCUUAUAGCUGCUGAUAAUAUUUAUACUCCAGGUGUUCCAGAAUAUGUAAAAUAUGUUCAAGGAUCUCCAGAAGAUAGAAAAGAAUUCAAUUAUAAAGUACCUAAUGAUAGUGGUAAAGAGUUUUUAGGAAGAUGGAAUAUCUUGUAUGAUUCCAAAACAGUUCCAGUCCAAGAAGCUAACAGAUUAGAUGCAGUUGAAAUCACCAAAGUCGUGGAAUAUCUUAAUGGUUGAUCUUUGUGUUUAGUAUAUAGCUAGAUGGUGUAUAGGUAGAAGGUUUAUAGGUAUAUAGGUAUAUAAUCCAAAAUGUUUAGUGUAUAGUAAAGUUUAAUUUGGUAGCCUCACUGAC